Messenger RNA from Suillus subalutaceus, 1466 nucleotides. Its product is annotated as glycoside hydrolase family 18 protein. Gene Ontology annotation, biological process: carbohydrate metabolic process. The record is from RefSeq and is a predicted model, not a curated record. Gene Ontology annotation, molecular function: carbohydrate binding; chitinase activity. Bases 267 to 1466 code for a protein of 399 amino acids. Gene Ontology annotation, cellular component: extracellular region. The transcript is spliced from 16 exons. Lineage: Eukaryota; Fungi; Basidiomycota; Agaricomycetes; Boletales; Suillaceae.
UCGACAUGCGACUCACUCCGUUUGAGCAAGACUCAACUGCCCCGAAUGGUUCAGCUGAGUCGUUCAUCGCUGAUAUGGCGGGUACAAUCGUUGCAGUCAAACUACCAUGAAGCGUGAUCCUUUCCGUAUCAGGUUCGUCGAGACUUCUAUCUGCCAUCCCAUCCGCAUUCCGUGCUGCAUAAAGAGAAAGUGGUGCUGUGCAAUAAUGUAUUGUCGGCCAUUGACUCCCGUCCUGUCACUGUUUUACUGCAACAGGAAUUAUCGCGAUGUUUUCCAAACCACGCCUGACAUGUCUACUGUUUCUCCGUUUCGUUACCCGCACUAUUGCAGUGUUCGACAUGUCAUCGAACCAGAAUCUGGCUGUGUACUGGGGUCAGAACUCGUAUGGAGCUGUGAAUCCAACCGAUACUGCAAAUUGGCAGCAGCCGAUCUCUUACUAUUGCAACGACACCGUGAUCGACACCUUCCCGGUAGCCUUUCUAGACGAGUUCUACUCGACAGGCAAUCUCCCGUCCAUCAACCUUGGAAAUACUUGCACUACGGCCGAUGACCCUAUUUUUCCAGGGACGAACCUCCUCAAUUGCUCAUUCCUUGCAUCAAGUAUCGAGUUUUGUCAAGCUGCAGGAAAAAUCGUCACGAUGUCGUUGGGAGGAGCAACAGGUUCUAUCGGCUUUACAAAUGAUAGCGAAGCAACGGCAUAUGCCCAGACAAUAUGGGACCUUUUCCUGGGAGGUUCGAGCAGCAUGCGUCCUUUCGGGUCCGCUGUUUUGGAUGGCAUUGAUAUGGACAUCGAAGGUGGCUCUCAGACUGGAUUUGUAUCUUUCUUGUCUGCCCUUCGUACCUUGAUGGAUGGUGGCAGGAAGCCGUACUACAUCACUGCGGCGCCUCAAUGUCCUUACCCCGAUGCCUACAUUGGUACUACUCUGGAUCAGUUUGGAUUUGACGCUGUAUAUGUCCAGUUUUAUAACAACUAUUGCGAAUUGACGAAUUACAAUGACUCGAAUGAUUGGGACUUUAGCACAUGGGACAACUGGGCGGAAACGGUAUCCCCCAAUCCGAAUGUCAAAGUCUACAUUGGUGCCCCAGCAUCAACGAGUGCAGCCGGAUCCGGAUAUGUCAGUCCAUCGACGUUUACCCCAAUCAUCCAGCAAACAAUGGCCCAAUAUUCGUCUUUCGGAGGCGUCAUGCUGUGGGAUGCGUCUCAGGCAUACGCGAAUAGCAGAUACGACAUCUCUGUCAAGGAUGCACUGUUAGGCGCACCAGCACAACGUCAAGUCCUUCUCCCACAACGACAUCUGGGACUGGUUCCUGCACUGGUGUGGCGGCUAUGGCAAACUGGUGUUGCUUAUGUUGGAGGCGACGAAGUUACUUAUGGCGGGGACCUCUGGACUGCAAAUUGGUGGUCGGAGAAUGAUAUCCCGGACGGCACUUCCGGUGACUGGACGAACGAUGGCGCAUGUGCAUAA